Messenger RNA from Cutaneotrichosporon cavernicola, 1272 nucleotides. RefSeq lists its product as uncharacterized. NCBI's taxonomy places the organism in Eukaryota, Fungi, Basidiomycota, Tremellomycetes, Trichosporonales, Trichosporonaceae. The transcript is spliced from 2 exons. The record is from RefSeq and is a predicted model, not a curated record. The coding region runs from base 1 to 1272 and encodes 423 amino acids.
AUGGCUCGAGGCGUCUUGCCCUUCCCCGACCUUCCGAUCAUCAAUGCCGCCGACGUCGCGAACUCGCGCUCCGUCGAGCUCCUCCUCUGCAGAGACGCCGACAACAAGCCUGCACACGACUUUGCCGUUGUCAAGUUGUACAUCGAGUGCAAGCUGUGGCGCCGCAAGAGUAUACCAUACGUGAUCGCCAAGCUCGAAGAGCUCGAAAAGUGGGCGCGGCCAGUCAACGGCAAUGUGUAUGAGCUCGUCCGUGACUAUUUCGGCUUUCCGCCGUCUACUCUAUCAAGGCCACCUGCCUGGCGCAAGAAUGCGACUACUUCAGCCACGCCACCGCCCGCUUAUCCCUCUCAGAGGGCCCAGGUCCCACCGCCACCGCUACCACCUCUACCACCGGUGCGGCCUUCCGAGUACUCUACCGCACGGACGUCUAUCUCCUCCCACGGGUCGUCGUCCAACAGCCAUGUAUCGCAUUGCUUGUCGCCGACUUUUGCCGGGUUCGGGAAACCUGGCGUGCCCCCGAACCACCACGUCCACGUCGACCGGCCUGGCGCAUCGUCCUCCGCACCCGACAUGGACGAAGACGAAGACGAAGAAGACGAAUACGAAGACGAAGAAGACCUGGUUCUCGAGAUGCUACGCGACUAUGACACAGUGUUCGUCAUCGACGAUAGCUCGAGCAUGCGCAAAGACGGGCGAUGGGACGAGGCACGUUCUGCUGUGCGUUUCGUUGUCCACGAGGCAUGCAAGUAUGACGAUGACGGCAUCGACAUCUACUUCCUCAAUGCGAAGAGGGACCAAUUCGGCGUCAAGGACCCCGACUAUGUCGACAGCCUGUUCAAUGGACUCAGGCCGCGUGGAGCCACGCCAACGGGCACAGUUCUCGAGAAGAUUCUACUCGCAUACAUGAGCCGCUUGGAGGCUGCCACCGCCGCGCACAGACAGGCCGAGGUCAAACAACUGAAUAUCAUCGUCAUUACAGACGGCAAACCCACCGAUCACCCCGAGAGCGUGAUUGUCUCCUGUGCCAGGCGCCUCGACAGGGGUAACUAUCCGGCCCGCCAGGUUGGUAUCCAGUUCUUCCAGGUCGGCAAUGACCCGGACGCUACGGCCGCACUUAAGAAGCUGGACGAUAACCUUGGUUCAAAGUACGGGAUCCGUGACAUUGUGGACACGGUGCAGUAUAUUGGCGCGUUGACGUCAGCAGACAAGGUCCUUCUCGGUGGUGUGAACCCCCUUCAGGACGAGUUGGAGAUCGAGUCUAAUGGGCAGUGA